Messenger RNA from Mus pahari (shrew mouse), 1209 nucleotides. It is a transcript of the gene Ifng, whose product is annotated as interferon gamma. Gene Ontology annotation, molecular function: type II interferon receptor binding. The transcript is spliced from 4 exons. The record is from RefSeq and is a predicted model, not a curated record. Lineage: Eukaryota; Metazoa; Chordata; Mammalia; Rodentia; Muridae. Gene Ontology annotation, biological process: immune response. Gene Ontology annotation, cellular component: extracellular region. The coding region runs from base 110 to 577 and encodes 155 amino acids.
UAUAGCUGUCAUCGGCUGAUCUAGAGAAGAGACGCCAGCUGACUCUUCAGCCCCUCUGACUUAAGACAGAAGUUCUGGGCUUCUCCUGCUGCGGCCUAGCUCUGAGACAAUGAACGCUACACGCUGCAUCUUGGCUUUGCAGCUCUUCCUCAUGGCUGUUUCUGGCUGUUACUGCCACGGCACACUCAUUGAAAGCCUAGAAAGUCUGAAGAACUAUUUUAACUCAAGUAGCAUCGAUGUGGAAGAAAAGAGCCUCUUCUUGGAUAUCUGGAGGAACUGGCAAAAGGAUGGUGACACGAAAAUACUUGAGAGCCAGGUUAUCUCUUUCUACCUCAGACUCUUUGAAGUCUUGAAGGACAACCAGGCCAUCAGCAACAACAUAAGCGUCAUUGAAUCACACCUGAUUACUAACUUCUUCAGCAACAGUAAGGCGAAAAAGGAUGCGUUCAUGAGUAUCGCCAAGUUUGAGGUAGACAACCCACAGAUCCAGCGCAAAGCCGUCAGCGAGCUCAUCAGAGUGAUCCACCAGCUGUCGCCAGAAUCCAGCCUCAGGAAGCGGAAAAGGAGUCGGUGCUGAUUCGGGGUGGGGAAGAGAUUGUCUCAAUAAGAAGAAUUCUUCCAGCACUAUUUGAAUUUUUAAAAUCUAAACCUAUUUAUUAAUAUUUAAAACUAUUUAUAUGGAGAAUCUAUUUUAGAUGCAUCAACCAAAGAAGUAUUUAUAAUAACAACUUAUGUGUGAUAAGAGUGAAUUCCUAUUAAUAUAUGUGUUAUUUAUAAUUUCUGUCUCCUCAACUAUUUCUCUUUGACCAAUUAUUCUUUCUGACUAAUUAGCCAAGACUGUGAUUACGGGGUUGUAUCUGGGGGUAGGGGACAGCCUGGCUGACUGAACUCAGGCUGUAGCUUAGACCUGUACUUCACUGACCAAUGGGGAACAUUCAGAGCGGCAGUGACCCAGUGACGUGCUGCUGAUGGGAGGAGAUGUCUACACUCUGGGGCCAGCGCUUUAACAGCAGGCCAGAUAGCACUUGAAUGAGUCAGAUAGUAGCAGGCUGUCCCUGGAAAAAAGCAGUGUCUCAGGAGAUUUUACACCUGGUGCUUCCCUAUACAGCUGAAAACUGUGACUAUACCCGAAUGACAAAUAAAUAACUCGCUCUUUUAUAGUUUAUCACUGUCUAAUUGCAUAUGAAUAAAGUAUACUUUUGCAACCAA